CGCCGUUCUUUAUGAAAUUCGUCUCCAUCCGCGGUUCACCCCUGCAACAAAGGCAUGGAAGAAGCAGUUCAGUUAUGUCUGGCAGCUAAAUCCAACGACUUGAAACAGGUUCAAACUUUAAUUACCUCCGGCGCCGACGUUUCUCACUUUGACGGCGACGGUCUAACUCCGUUAAUGCACGCCGCUAAAACCGGAAACGCCGAGAUCAUCUCCGCAUUACUCGAAGCAGGAGCUCCAUGGAACGCUCUGUCCCCGUCUAAUCUCUCAGCAGGAGACUUCGCAAUGGAAGCAGGACACCAAGAAGCGUUCGAUCUCCUCCUCAAAACCGGAAUCCAAUCCGAGCUAAUCUUGGGAACAAUCGCCCGCAAAGAAACCAAGAACGAAUACUCCAACCAAGAGUAUCUCCAAGACCGAGUCACCUUCAGCGAAGACAAGAUCAUGGACAACGAAAGCAAAGGAGUGAUGAUGUCUUGGGAGAAGCCGCUAAUGGAAGCUCACGCUAAAGCCAUCUGCACCAACGGUGGCUCCAUCCUCAACGUCGGGUUCGGUAUGGGACUCGUCGAUACAGCGAUACAGCAGUACAAUCCGACCAAACACACGAUCAUCGAAGCUCAUCCGGAUGUGUACAAGCGUAUGAUCGAGUCAGGUUGGGGCGAGAAGGAGAACGUGAGGAUUGUUUUCGGGAGGUGGCAAGAUGUUCUUGGCGAGCUUGAUGAGUGUGGCUAUGAUGGGAUCUUUUUCGAUACGUAUGGAGAGUAUUACGAAGAUUUGUGGGAGUUUCAUCAGAAUCUACCCAAGCUUCUGAAGCCUGAUGGGGUUUAUUCGUAUUUUAAUGGGUUUUGUGGGAGUAAUGCGUUUUUUCAUGUUGUGUAUUGUAAUCUGGUGACGUUGGAGAUUGAGAGUUUGGGGUUUAGCACUCAGUUGAUUCCGUUGCCGGUUAAGGAUUGUCUUGGUGAUGAAGUUUGGGAAGGUGUCAAGCAAAAGUAUUGGCAGCUUGAUACUUAUUAUCUACCUGUUUGUCAGUUUAGUGAGUGAAGUUUUACAACUUCCAAGUUUUGUAAUCUCUUUGAUACUUUUAGUUAUGAAAGUAUCGAUUAGCUACUAA
This is a messenger RNA of Brassica oleracea var. oleracea, 1105 nucleotides long. RefSeq names its product protein arginine N-methyltransferase 2. The coding region runs from base 55 to 1035 and encodes 326 amino acids. The transcript has 2 exons. NCBI's taxonomy places the organism in Eukaryota, Viridiplantae, Streptophyta, Magnoliopsida, Brassicales, Brassicaceae. Gene Ontology annotation, cellular component: nucleus; cytoplasm. The record is from RefSeq and is a predicted model, not a curated record. Gene Ontology annotation, molecular function: protein binding; protein-arginine N-methyltransferase activity.